Messenger RNA from Nerophis lumbriciformis (worm pipefish), 824 nucleotides. RefSeq names its product mannose-P-dolichol utilization defect 1 protein-like. The record is from RefSeq and is a predicted model, not a curated record. Gene Ontology annotation, biological process: oligosaccharide biosynthetic process. NCBI's taxonomy places the organism in Eukaryota, Metazoa, Chordata, Actinopteri, Syngnathiformes, Syngnathidae.
AUGGUGGAGGAAAUGUAUUUGCAGAAAGGUUCCUCUUUCAUGGAUCCUUUUAAAGGAGAUUUGUUGGCGUAUUUUCUCCCCGAGUCGUGCUACACUGCUUUUUUCCUGCAAUACAACUUCAUAGACGGAGCGUGUUUUAAGACGCUACUGAGCAAAGUCCUGGGGACCGCCAUCAUCUUGGGAUCACUGAUGGUAAAGUUGCCUCAGAUUGUGAAGGUGAUUGCAGCAAAAAGUGCAGAGGGUCUAAGUUUCCCGUCUGUGCUGGUGGAGCUGCUGGCCAUCACAGGAAGCAUCGCCUACGGCGUCAAGAACAGCUUCCCCUUCAGCGCGUGGGGUGAGGCGCUCUUCGUCAUGGUGCAGACGGUCACCGUCGGCUUCCUCAUUCAGUUCUACACUAAAAGGACAGCCAAAGGUGUUGUUUUUGUGUUGGUGUAUUUGGGAUUGUUGUUUCUCUUGUUGUCUCCACUCACUCCUUCAUCAGUGGUGACCACCAUGCAAGCGUCCAACAUGCCUGCAAUCAUCGUCAGCAGGAUCAUCCAAGGAGUCACCAACUUCCGGAAUGGACACACUGGCCAGUUGUCUGCUAUGACUGUUUUCAUCUUAUUUGCUGGAUCGCUAGCGCGCAUCUUCACAUCAGUGCAAGAGACCGGGGACACGCUGCUGGUCGUCACCUACGUGGUAUCAGUGGCCUGCAACCUCGUCAUAGUUGUGCAGAUUCUCUACUACUGGAAAAGAACUCAAAAGAUUCUAAACAAAGUACCGGACAUUGAAAAGACAACGGUCCAUGUAUAGAUCUUCUUCUUCUUUUGUGUCCCAAAAAGGAA